Messenger RNA from Yarrowia lipolytica CLIB122, 2847 nucleotides. RefSeq lists its product as uncharacterized. Gene Ontology annotation, cellular component: plasma membrane. Gene Ontology annotation, molecular function: oligopeptide transmembrane transporter activity. Lineage: Eukaryota; Fungi; Ascomycota; Dipodascomycetes; Dipodascales. The record is from RefSeq and is a predicted model, not a curated record. Gene Ontology annotation, biological process: transmembrane transport.
AUGAUAGUGUUUCUCGGAGCGUUUUCAGCAUGCAUGAGUGGAGAGGUUGAUAUUGGUCUUUAUCUGGCUGAUUCUUCGUCUGAUUUGGGCUUCUUCGUGUGUAUAUAUAUAUCCAUUUCUCCGGUUGACUGCACUCAUUCAUCACACCCCCCUACCAUGCUCCGAUUAAAACUGUUUGGAAAAGAAAAAUCGUCCGAGGAGGAGGUGGAGACGGAGAUUGGUGAGGUUUUGGACGUCUCGGACGUGCCGGAGAUCUCUGAAAUCCCCCCCGAUGUAACUGAGUACGUUGCUCAGCAGCUGGGUACUCCUCCAAACGACGUGGACGGCUCAUAUCCCGCAGACGUUCUGUUUAUGGCGGAGAAAUUUCUGCUCAUGUCCGAGAAUGAGGCGAUUGAAAUUUGCACCCGCAACCUCAAGUAUCAUGAGUUUGACCCCAACUUCCGCGACUCGCAUAAGGACUUGUUGGCGGAGUUGUUGAAGUCGUUCAACGGUUCCGGCGAUCCCGAUGAGGCCGCCUCAGACGAGAAAGACGAGAAAGACGAGAAAGACGACCUGGACCCGAUUCAAAAAUCCAUGUUGCUUCGUUUCUGGGCUACUUUGUUCCACUGGUGGUCUCCGUACCCCGAAGUUCGCGCGGUGACAGACCCGUUUGACGACGACAGCCAGACGUGUUUGACCUGGCGGGUGUUGCUGCUGGGCACCAUCUGGGUCGGAGUUGGCGCGUUUGUCAACCAGUUUUUCGAUCCCCGACUGCCUGCAAUCACCCUAUCGGCUUCCGUUUGCCAACUACUGCUCUAUCCCUCCGGACGAUUGUUGCAAUACUGUCUGCCGGACUGGGGGUUUUCCAUUCGGGGCCACAGGUUCACACUGAACCCUGGCGAAUGGUCGCAAAAGGAGCAACUUCUGGCCACGGUAAUGGUCAAUUGCGCCAACGGAACCCCCUACGUUGCUGAAAACAUCUUCAUUCAAUACAUGCCCAUGUUCUACAACCAGAAAUGGGCUGGAGGGUUCGGCUACGGCUUUUUGCUCAUGCUGGUGACCCAGUUCAUGGGAUUUGGACUCGCUGGACUGCUCAGAAGAGUGGGAGUGUACCCGGUGAUGGCAAUGUGGCCCAGCAUUCUGCCGACUCUGGCGGUCAACAAGGCUUUACUGGCCCCCAAUCGAAAAGAAUCAAUCAACGGAUGGACCAUCACCCGAUACCAUUUCUUCUUUCUCGUUUUUCUAGCCUCCUUCCUUUACUUUUGGAUCCCCAACUACCUGUGGACCGCCAUUUCCACCUGGAACUGGAUGACCUGGAUCGCGCCCAAUAACGCCGAUCUGGCCAUCGUCACGGGCUCCAUCAGCGGAAUGGGAUACAACCCAAUCCCCACCUUUGACUGGAAUAUGAUGAACAUGCUCAUUUCGCCCAUUCUCACCCCGCUCUACUCCUCCAUGAACCAGUAUGUGGGCAUGUUCGUGUCCGGACUCUUCAUUCUGGCGGUGUUCUACACCAACAACAACUACACCAAAUGGCUGCCCAUCAACGAUAACACCCUGUACGACAACACGGGAAACCCGUUCGACGUGACCAAGAUUCUGACCAACUUCAUUUUCGAUGAAUCCAAGUACAAAAAAUACUCUCCGCCGUACUACUCGGCGGCUAACCUGGUGCUUUACGGCGCCUUCUUCGCCCUCUACCCCAUGGCGUUUGUCUACUCGGUUCUGUGCUACUGGAAACAGAUGGGCAUCGCUCUGAGAGACACGUGGCUGUCGCUGCGGUACAUCCACCGGUCCAACUAUGAGGGUUUGGACGACGCCUUUUCGCGGAUCCAGAAAAAACACAAGGAAGUGCCCGAUUGGUGGUUCUAUGCCAUUCUGCUCAUCAUGUUUGGACUGUCCAUUGCACUGGUCGAACAUUGGCCCACAGACACGCCGGUGUGGGUCAUUGUGCUGUGUCUGGGAAUGUGUCUUGUUUUCCUGCUGCCCUUCACGAUUUUCUACUCCAUUUCCGGAGUUCUUCUGACCCUCAACGUGCUGGGUGAACUGAUCAUCGGCUAUGCUCUGCCGGGCAAGUUUCAGGCCCUCAAUACCACCAAGGCCCUCAUGGUCCAGAUUGCCGACCAGGCCAUGAACUACACCACCGACCAGAAAACGACCCAUUACGCCCACCUGCCUCCCCGCAGCAUCUUUAUGAUCCAGCUGUGGGCCACUCUGGUCAACGGACUGGUCUGCCUGGGGGUUUUGCAGUUCCAAAUGUUCAGCGUCAAGGAGAUUUGCACCAAACACAACUCCAUGAAGUUCUCCUGCCCUAACGAAAACACCCUGUUCUCCGCCUCGGUCAUCUGGGGAGUCAUUGGCCCCAAGCGAAUCUUCGACCACCAGUAUCCGGUGCUCAAAUGGAUGUUUCUGCUGGGGGCAGGAGUCGGGCUGCUUUUCUGGGCCUUCCAGUACGGUCUUCCCAUGGUGUUGGUCAAGAGAUACCCCGCCAGCAUCAAAAAGAUCCUCCGGUAUCAGCGAAUCGUCUCCAAGGCCCAUCCGCUCAUUCUGUGCAGCGCCAUGCUCAGCUGGGCCCCUUACAACCUCAGUUAUAUGACUGGAGGCUUCUAUCUCGCCAUUCUCUUCAACUGGUACCUGAAAACCCGCUACCUGGAGUGGUGGAGAAAGUACGCCUAUGUUUUCUCGUCGGGAAUGGACACCGGAGUGGCUCUCAGCGCCAUCGUCAUCUUUUUUGCCGUGGAGUACAACGACUAUGGUCUGAGUUGGUGGGGCAACAAUGUCUCCAGUGCCGGAGUCGAUGGCCAGGGUAUUCCCAUUCCUCCACUGCCGGAUGUUGGCUAUUUUGGUCCUGGUCCGGAUCAUUAUCCGUGA